Acanthamoeba castellanii str. Neff is the source of this 723-nucleotide messenger RNA. RefSeq names its product universal stress domain containing protein. The coding region runs from base 1 to 723 and encodes 240 amino acids. The transcript is spliced from 3 exons. Lineage: Eukaryota; Discosea; Longamoebia; Acanthamoebidae. The record is from RefSeq and is a predicted model, not a curated record.
AUGGCCACAAAUGAACCUAAAGAAGAAGAAGAAGAAGAACGGGGGGUCGAAAGGCGCCGAAAGGAGGAGGAGAAUGAAUCAUCUGGUAUCAUCCCCUUGACCUCGUCUCACGGGCGCCCGAUCGAACGGCCACUCGACAGGGAUGAAGAGGACGAAGACGAGGCGGAGCGCCGAGCGGCCGAGAAGCACUGGGAGCGGACGCUGGACCGGCUCAAGUCGGAACUGGUGCCGGUGACGCAUGUGGUGGCGAUCGACGGCAGCCCGAACAGCGACCGGGCCUUCUCGUGGGCCGUGCGCUCGCUGCCGCGGCACGACCGCCUGCUGCUGGUCUACGGGACGCGCAAGGUGCCCAUGCCCGGCCUGGAGGUCACCCUCCUCGAACGCCGGUCCGCCGACGAACAGCGACGCAAGCAACGCCGCAAGGCCCGCACACUGGCCCAGCACUACGCCCACCGCUGCGAGGAUGCCGGGAGGGAAUGUUACUUUGAGCGGCUGGAGUACUGGGGCUCGGGCGACUUAGCAGGCCAGAUCUGCCGCGCGGCGGAUGUCAACGGAGCACACACCGUGGUUGCCGGCUCGCGCGGCCUGGGUCCCAUGCAAAGGUGGAUGUUGGGGUCGGUGAGCACGGCGCUGCUCCACCAGUGCCACUCGACCGUGGUGAUCGCCAGGGACGCGCCCGAGCCGGAGCGCGAAAUCCAACCCGACCCGUCCCACCGCCUGUAG